GGCUUCGCCACCUCGAAGCUUUUACCCAAAUUAUACUGCUCCCAGACCCGUCUCUCCUCUCUCAGUCUGUAUCUCUUCUCCCGCUGUGCGGCCGUCCCUUUACCCGUUCGCAGCUCCUAGAACUGCCCCUGCCCUUCGCCGUCGGUUCCUUCUUCAGUCAACCCACGGUAAUGCCCCCAGUCCCCUGAGAUUGAUUUCUUGUGGAUGAUGUAUUUGAUAUGGGCUUGCUAAUGACGAGGAAAACCUGUGGAUGAGUUCUUUGAGAUAUUGCAUUGUAAAUUUUAUGGUGUAAAUUGUAGAUUUAUUUUGGCUCUUUCAUUUGCUGAAGCAGAACGAUGAUAAGAAAUUUUUGCCACCCAUUUGAGUAGUUUACACCCAAUAAUUAGGUUUACUGUGCGUCCCGGCGCCGACAGUAUGGCCUCUCUUAUAAUUCGAUUGAAGUCACCCGUAUCUCCCUUUCCCCCAAUGACCAAUCUCCCUCUCUCUAUCUCUCUCUCUCUCCAACGUUGCUGAACACCGGUAGACGACUUGGUGUUGUAGUAUUGUGGCAUAUUGUACAGAGCUACGGUCUGUUUAGAUAGAGCGGAAAGUACAGAGAAAGGCAUCCGCUUCACUUUAUCAUAGACCAAUGAAGCAUAUUGUCAAGAUUAUGACAUUACUGGUGGCCAUCUCUGCAUUAUGGGUUGGCCUCUUGCAGACAUCUAUGGUUCCAAGAAGCCAUGCUUUGUUACUACCAAUCUAUUUUGUAGUGUGCCUAGGAUGCUAUGGCCUGUUAAUGGUUGGAGUUGGUCUAAUGCAAUUUCCGACUUGUCCUCAAGAAGCAGUGCUUUUGCAGCAGGAUAUAAUUGAGGCCAAGAAAUAUCUGAAGCCAAGAGGGGUAGACGUCGGUUUUGACUGAUCCCAAGAUGCUUGGAUUUGUUCAUUCUGUAUGGCUGUCGACUUGCCAUUUUUAAACCAAAAGAGUUGCUCUGGCCAAUUUUCAUUUUUCUUUUUUACAGGCAUUGAGAAUUUCUGUUUGUAAAGUUUGGGCUCCUUUUUUUCUAUUUUUUUGUAUCAUUUUUGGAAAAUUUAAUUUUUAAACUCGACAUUUCUUAUACUUAGAAGUCGCUGUUGUUAAAACGUAACUGACAGAUUAGGAAUGUAUAAUCGUUAUUGAGGAGUACUCGAAGGAAUUAAGUAAUUACAAGUUCAAGAUUUUCUUGGUA
This is a messenger RNA of Carya illinoinensis, 1205 nucleotides long. Its product is annotated as dolichol-phosphate mannose synthase subunit 3-like. Gene Ontology annotation, biological process: GPI anchor biosynthetic process. Lineage: Eukaryota; Viridiplantae; Streptophyta; Magnoliopsida; Fagales; Juglandaceae. Bases 629 to 898 code for a protein of 89 amino acids. The record is from RefSeq and is a predicted model, not a curated record. The transcript is spliced from 4 exons. Gene Ontology annotation, cellular component: endoplasmic reticulum membrane; dolichol-phosphate-mannose synthase complex.